UUUUGUCGACCGCGUUCGGCCGCAGAAAACGCACACGGGGAAAUUAGUCCAGUUGGGAAGGCGAGGAGGGGGGGAAGAAAGCCAAGUCGGAAGCGAUGAAUAGUCUCGCAUAGGCAAAAUAGUUUCUUUUAUCACGCUUUACCGCUUCCUUUUUCUCACCGCCUCGUUUUGCGCGCGAUAGACUCAAUACAAUUGUAUAUUGUAACGGAACGGUCACUUGCCCUCCGUCGAUCCUCUCCCCUCGUGCUAUCAACACGAAUUCCAUUUCCCUUUUUUUUUUUGUCUUGUUGUGCCCAUCUGCAAGUUGGAGGGGAGGGAGAUUAGCACCGCCUCCGCGUCCCCGUCGAAUAUUUAGGUUUCAUGCUUUCCUUCUUGUCCCCGUUCUUUUUUACGCCUUCCUAGAACAUCAAAGCCUUUUAGACACCGUCAUAGCCUUUUAACAUACUCAUACUAUGCGUGUCAACAUUUCCAGCGCUCGUGGGCGUUUAGUUCGGAAAGCCGCCGAAUGCCCACCAAGGGUCGAGGAACAGCCGCAGCUGCUGCUGGUACAGCCGCAGAGGCCAGAACAAGUCUGCUUGCCUGUGGAGCCGAUGGCUGAGUUUGAUUUGUUGGCGGCCGAGUUUGAUGCAUUAGAGAAUGGGCGCCAGUCGUUCCCUGUGGACCCGCACAACGGGACAAGUUCCUGGUGGGGAAGUAUUGGUUGUGAUGAGGUCGAUUGGUCGCUCGCUACUGCAGCUGGGUCAGCGGAGCAGCCGCUGCACAUGGAUGAUCCUUGUUCAAUAAUGGAUUUCGAUGCAAUACUCCAACCUGUUGCGUUUCCCGUUAUCGAUCCUACGCCGUUGCCCAUGGACGUUUUCCCCACCCCCGAGUCUCAGUUCGCAGAUACACCCCUUUUGUCACUUGGUCAUGAAAACUUUAUGACCGACGGGGACUACUUUGGCAACUACACCUCCUCCGUCUCAGAAGACAUUGACCUACUCUUGCAAGAUCUGGCCGCAGUCGGUGACCCACCCGCUAUGCCAAUGAGCAUCGCCAAUCCCCUUCUCCAAGCGCCACUAACACCUCCACAAACUACAUCUGACAAUCGUAUCCGCCCACGAACAAUGACACCGAAACGCUUCACAUGUCCGAUACCCGGAUGCACCAAAUCCUUUACCCGAAAAUACAAUAUGAAUUCUCACGUUCGAUGCCACUCUGGCGAGAAACCCUUUAUAUGCCCCCACUGCCCCGACGUCUCUUUUGCUCGUAAGCACGAUCUAAGAAGACACGUUAUUUGCUUGCACAAUGUCGAGCGCCCAUUUGGGUGUGAUCAUUGCACACUGAGAUUCAAUCGGAGUGAUGCACUGAAGCGUCAUUUGGAGGCGGUGAAGAGGAAGGAGGUUGACAGUAGAUUUGGAGAGUUGUGACGGAUACUGGAUGGUAAAAUUGUUAUACCCUUGGGGAUGAGAUUGGGGCGCUUGUACAGUUUUCUUUUUUUUUUUUUCACAUUCUGAUGGGAUUCUGGAUGGUACUGGUUACCUGCUGUAUUAUUUUUGUUUUCAUACUUGUUUUUGUAUAUUUCAUUGGGAGGGCCGGGACCCACGUAUGCAUUUAUUCGUUAGCUAUACCUUUAACAACAGCUGUCGCUUUUGACUCUUUGUUCCCAAACUG
This is a messenger RNA of Spizellomyces punctatus DAOM BR117, 1650 nucleotides long. RefSeq lists its product as uncharacterized. Gene Ontology annotation, molecular function: DNA-binding transcription factor activity, RNA polymerase II-specific; RNA polymerase II cis-regulatory region sequence-specific DNA binding. The coding region runs from base 453 to 1406 and encodes 317 amino acids. Gene Ontology annotation, biological process: regulation of transcription by RNA polymerase II. Lineage: Eukaryota; Fungi; Chytridiomycota; Chytridiomycetes; Spizellomycetales; Spizellomycetaceae. The record is from RefSeq and is a predicted model, not a curated record. Gene Ontology annotation, cellular component: nucleus. The transcript is spliced from 2 exons.